Messenger RNA from Homalodisca vitripennis (glassy-winged sharpshooter), 4163 nucleotides. RefSeq lists its product as uncharacterized. The record is from RefSeq and is a predicted model, not a curated record. Bases 123 to 2147 code for a protein of 674 amino acids. Lineage: Eukaryota; Metazoa; Arthropoda; Insecta; Hemiptera; Cicadellidae. The transcript is spliced from 2 exons.
UUCGAUUUUAAAAUUGUGUGUAUUUAUAAUUUUAAUCCAAAUUAAUAGUAUUUUUAAAUGUUAAUCUUACUAAAAUCUGAUGUUUAGUGUAUUUAAAUGAGCUUAAUUGUUAAUAAACCAACAUGCCUAAGUUACUUUUUGAAAAACUUCUUCAUGACAAUAAUUCUGUCAAUGUCAGUGUUUACAAACCGGAUGGAAUUUCAUCUUUCUGGAAUUGGUUUACCAGAAAGAACAAAACCGGAGAUAUCCCCAAAACUGUGUUUGACACUAGCUACAGACUGAAGCUCAAUGAAAACGACCUGAACAUGUUGAAGAGCAUCGAUUUACAAAAACUUAUGGCUACCAGAAACAGAAAAAAGUUUCCAAACCAACAUAAAAUAUUUUUUCUUCCAAAAACUUCUUCCUUGGGGUCGAAAGAAAAGGAAUUUUUGGAUAACUUUGCUUUACACAUGAAACAAAAAACUUUUCAAACCGGAACAAAAACAUUUGAGCAAAAAGUGAAAUCUACAAGUUUGUUUUCAAUCAAGUCAAACCAUAGUCUAAAAUAUAUACAUAAGAUAAAGUCGCAAAGAUCGAUAGUGCACAGUGUGAGUAGCAACAGAGCAACUUGUCGGGUUGGCAACACUGCGAGAGGCCCCAGGAAUGUUCUGCUGAAGAGUGUGCCACCAGCAGUUCUCGAGAGUAACUUGCAAAAUAAAGUUUUUCUUCCCCUUUAUGUUGGAAAGAGGAAAACUGACAAAGACAGAACACAAAAAAACAAACCUGCGGAAAAUAUCUGCAAACACGAUAAUGAAAAAAAUGAAUCAGAUGUAAUACCGAUGCUUUUGACUAAAAUAAAGUCAAUGGAAGAGCAAAUAAGUGAUAUAGAAAAUAAAACAAAACAAAUCGAUGAAGUUGUUUCACAACAACAGAUUUUGAAGACAUCCACUUACAACAAUAAAACAGGCACUGCAGAAAAGUCAAUUGGAGUAGAAACAAAACAUUUAGCAACCCACAAAGUUUAUCCAAAAAAUAUUAACUCUUGUUCAAAGAAAUCAAAAACGUGUCCUACAAAGUUGAAAAAUAAAAGAAAACUGAACUAUGCAUCCGGGAACUCCUUGAAAAGUACUAAAAAAACUAAGGAUCUUAGUGUGAAAAUUGUGAAUAAUACUUGUGAUAAAAAUAAAACAAAAAAAAGAAAUGCUACAGAUAAUCUUUUUAACAACCCUGAAACAUUUAUUGGACUACACAACUUUACUAUUCCAAAUAUUAUGUCUAAAAAAAAUCUUUUCCAAGCAAAUCCUAAUGUAGGUUGUGACAUGAUUUUACAAUUGUUAAAAACCUUUUCGGAAGUGAGUGGUUCAUCGAAGAUGGGCCACACUGAACCUGUAAAACCUGAUAAUCUAAAUUUGAAUAAUGAAAGCAGCUUUGUUGGUUCAAAAACAAUAUCCAACUUUUCAAAACCAACUUUUGACUGGAAACAUAAAAGUUUGACUUCAGCUAGUGAAUCACAGGAUGAAGAAAUCAAUAAAACAAAUACUGGAAUAAGUAACAUUGGUGUAAGAAAAAACUAUUCUUUUCCUCUUAGAAAUGAAGUCACUAAAAAAGAUUUAAGUCAAGUUAGUAAGAUUUUGGAAGGAUCAGAUCAGAAGAAAAACAUUAUUCGUGAAUCAUUUGAACAGAAAACUGGUAGUUGUCAUAUUACUUCACAAGAGAAAAUAAAAGUUAGUGAAGAAAAAGACAUUUCUGAGCCAAUCACUUCAGGGUUAGGAAAGACGCCAAAACAAAAUAAUAAUGAAAUCCAAAAAUUACUUGAAACUGUGAAACGGAAUCAAGACUUUUCAGAAAACAAUUUUGACUUAGAAGAAACAAAAGGCAGUGAGCGCAGCGAUGAAUUAGUUUUUGAGAAACAUCUUGAGUUCCAAAUUUGUAAAAAUAAAUCAGUUCAAUUAGAUGUCAAAGAUCUAAAUAUUUCCAAAACUGUUUUAGAACAAUGUUCUAAUGCAGUUCUCUCCCAUGUUGAGAGUAAUGUUUAUAUUGAACAGCCUAUGAACAAAAUGUCAGGUAUUACUAUGGAACCUUGUAAAUUGUGCAGUGUCCAUAUAAAACAAAGCGAAAUGUCAACUGGUCUAAUCAACCCAACAGAAAACUUGUCAAACCGACUUUGAUGAUCUAGAAGAAAGCUUACUGUCUUGUGGUUAAGUUUAACAAAUACAUCGGGGGAAAUAUUUCAAUACAAUACGGUUACAACAUUAGGUUUGGACAGAAUUUACAUUUUAAAUUUAAACAUUGAAUUUAAAUUUCGUCAGAUUUUAACAAUUUUGUUUAGUUAUACUGGCGGUACACAAAACUCAAACCCUGGUCUUGGCUAGCCAUGAGUAUUAAGUUAAUUGUUAACGAUUUAUAGCCUUAUUUCUGGUUUGAAGAAUUCAGCAAGAUAUCAUUUAAAGAUACAAUGGAUAUACAUUCAAAUACUAGAGUUUUUCUUGUACAAGUGCAUGGAUUUUAAGCACUUCAAUAAAGAAGUGGAAAAUAGUUAGUUUUAUUCCAAAUAAAUCCAAGACAAUACCAACAAAAUGUAAAAGCACCUGGAUGCACAUUAAUCAUAUAUUUUAAUAGAAACAUCACUCAGAAUUGUAUGACCUAAAGUAAGAGCGUAAAGAUUAAUUAAGGUUUAACAUUACUCUUAAAGCACUAAAAUUAAGAUGUCUGUCAGUACACUUAUACAGGAGGUAGGGAAUAGUCUUGGAGGAACAUAUUAAAUAGAUACCCUGAUUGCCCAAAAGUGUUUUGUGACAAUGAUUUCACAUUUAAAAACUCUCCAAAUCAUUAGAAGAUUUAUAUCACUAGCGUUUUGUUAAAUGUAAAAUCAACAGGCAUAGUACUCUUUUUCUAUGGAUGUUCGGAAUCUUUGUACAGUAUUUUAAAAAUUGUUUUAGUCUCUAAAGUUUCAUUUAUUUAUUAAUUUUUAUGUAAAAUGUACAAGGUUUAGUGUCACAUAUGAAAUUUUAGUAUUACACAAUGUCAUACACGAGUUAACAUUUAGUAAUUUACAUGUAGUUCAAGGCAAAAAAGAUUUCAAGAAUCAAAUAGACUUGUGUAAAUAAAUAUGUUAUUUACAAAUUGAAAUUAAGUUAUAAAGACCUCAUCUGUUGAAUAGGGAGAAAUAUUAAUAAGGUAUUUUUAGCUCUAGUUUAUAUUUGUUUAUUUUAUUCUAUUUGUUUUAAGUUAUUUGGUAACAUUCGUAAAAAAUUAAGUCCUAUAUUACUCGUCUUUUUAUUAGCAAGCUCUAAAUUGUGGAGAUUGCUUUCUACUAAAGUCAUUCCCCUUGUUUUGUAUGAAUUCCUGUUUGCUUAUAUUACUCCCAGCAUAUGCUCUUUCACAAACAUAAUCAACUGAAAAUUAUGCAGCCCAUAUACAGUCAAAAUGCCUAGAUUUGUCAAAUGAGCUUUGACAGAAUCCUUACUUUUAGUCCUAAAAUGAUUCUACAUGAUUGCUCUUUUUUGAUGAAGAAGAAUUUUAUUUAAUUUUUUUGUGACGUAGCACUGUACAAGGAAAUAUUUGAGUGGAUAUAUGCAAAAUAUAUGGUUUUGGGUGUUUCAGUAUUACAUAAAUAUGACAUCUUCUUAAGAGCAUAUUAACUGGAUUUUAUUUUCAGACAUAAAUUUUCUACAUGUUUAUCCCACGAUAAAUGUUUGUUAGUUAUUAAGCCUAAAAGCUUUACUUCAUUCAGUUUUCAGUAUGUAUUUUAUAAACCUUUAAAAGACCAAGAUUUAAUGUGUUGCAAUUAGUGCUUAUGAUGCUCAUGUGUUACUUUAGUGGUGUCUUUUAAGAGCCACACCUGUCUUAGUUAGCCACUCUUUAUAAUUUGUUAAAUCCACUUGUUAUCUCUAGUGUACUGGCUUUGUUAGGAUUAUUGAUUAUUUAUUGAUAUUGUUGUUAUGAUAUUAUUAUUAAUGUUUGACAUUGUUAGCAAAUUAAACAUAUAAUUAUUGUAAUCAGCCUUUUGGGAUUUUUUUUAAAGUUGGUAAAUAAAUACACCAAAGAUUAAAUACAGUGUCGUGUAAAUCCGUAAAUUUUGACUGUAAACUGAUUAAUAAUUUAAAUAAAUUAUUUAAAUAAGAACUCAAGAUGUUGAUGGAUAACGUUACUGUUAAUGAUGAAUAAGUUAAGGCUCGAUUAAA